Messenger RNA from Zootermopsis nevadensis, 6086 nucleotides. The record is from RefSeq and is a predicted model, not a curated record. Lineage: Eukaryota; Metazoa; Arthropoda; Insecta; Blattodea; Termopsidae.
AGGACGGGUUACGAGCUCCGCUGGCUGGUAGUUCGUCUAGUCAGUCCGACUCUAGACACCGGCUGUGAUUGUGUAGUGUUGGUACCAGCCAGUGAGUGUGAUUUUAAUCUUUUCUCGCGAGAUGGGCCUUGUUUAGGAUGCUGACUGCAUCUAGGGCUGCUCCAACUGCCACGAGGAGGCACCAUCAGCAGCAACAGGGCCCUGAGGAAGGGAUUGACCACCUUUUUCUGUUGCCCGAGCGCGUUCUUAGCAUGGACAGCACACAGCUGCGACAGGAUCUGGCAGGCCUCGACUUCAGUGUUCAUCUCCUCCACACUGCGCCUCAGGGCAACGUCUGGCUAUCUGGGGCCGCUCCCGUGGACGCCAGACAACGUUCCGGCUCAUUGCACAGCAAUCCCCGCUCCUCGACAUCUAAUAAAGGGCAUUCUGGUACACUUCACUGGUUUGCAUACAUCGGAAAUGAAGCAGAUUCACUUCAGAAUGAAACAGUUAGCGAAGGUAAAGAGGGUUCAAACCUGUCACAAAAGGAGCGCGAAGAGAGAAUCCGAGCACUCCGUGAUCGACAGAAUGAGGAGAGACAGAGGAAGUUGGAGGAACUGAAGCAACAGGCAUUAGCUGCUCAGAAGUUCCGCGAACAGAAAGAAGAGGAACGAAGACGGCGCAUAGAUGAACUACGACAACGAGACAAUGACAAGCGCCAUCAGGUAGAGGAAAGAAAACGCCAGAUAUGGGAGGCAGAAAGAGAUCGUAGAGAGGCAAUUCUGAGAAAGAAUCAGGAACGAGAAGCUCGGAUUGAUUCGAAACGAAGGAAUGAGCGUAGUUCAAUAGUAUUUGCAUUUGGAAGUUCGACUCCAAGAAUGCUGGAACCCGCUGAUACUGGUGGUUCCUUCUGGGGAACUAGGAGAGCAACAUCUACAACAAAUGUAAUGAUGUUCACAGCAGCGCCCUUGACUCGUCGUUCAUCAGAACGGGAUCUCGACGGUAGUAAGAAGAGAGCCACUUCAGCCAGUGGUCUUGACUGCAAACCUGGUGAAGAUAUGAAAAUGUCUUCUUCUAUGUACGAAGUUUUCCACUGGAAUUCAACUCCUGAGCCUGCCAGUAAACCCAUUCAAAGGGCUAAAAGCCUUUCCUGUGCCCCUGGCUCUGAGCCAAAGACAACCCCAGCUAAACCUGACCCUCAGAUCACUGCAUCUGAGAUUGCUUCUGAGUUGAAUUUGAACCUAGAUGGGUGUGCCCGUAGCUUUUCGAGUGCCCCUCACACGCCCUCGAACCGAUCUGUUCACAUUUCCAGUAUUUUGCCCGGAUUUGGGGGCUUGCCUGGUGGUGAAGAUGGAGACGUGAAUGCACGUGGCGCUGCAGUCGUUUUGGCAACACAGCAUCGUGUCAACAGGAGGAAGACAGACCUGAUGCCCACAAUCCCUUCUCCCCGGGACUUGACUCCCACCUCUAGUUCCAGACCCUCUUCUGUCCAUCUGCAGGGAAAUCGUCCAUUUAGCAGAUCCCCAGGUAGGGCUUACUCCAUGUCCCGCCUCGACCAGCUUUCCCGGCCCCGCCAACGUCCGGCCGCAGAGCUGGCCGCGUUGCAUGAAAAGACUUCUGGCCCAGCCACAUUGGGAUCCUCUCCCACCACUGCCAAGAGCAUGUCUUGCAGCAUGAGUCACCUGGCAGGUAGUAGACACGCUCAGCGUGGGUCUCAGCUUCGCAGGUCAAACGCCUCGUGCAGCAUGUCCCAGUUGACUGGGAGUGGACAGGGAUACCCUGUUCCACCUCCCCGGUCCACACGGGCAGAAAGGCUGCGUCAGAGGGCUCGUGAGAUGGCUCAUCGCGGUGUAACUGGUAGUGUUGGGCAGCUGCAAGGGUUGCGGUCUGGUGAGGUGACACCAUCACCUCCAUCACGACCUCUAAGUGCACUCAGUCAACAGAGUGUGAACAGUGUCAACUCUGGGGUGAGUCUCCGUACUCGCCCAGCUGCUGCAUCCCGUAGGCCUCGUCCCUUCAGCAUUGCAGUGACGGGCGUGACGCACGAGUCUGAUAGCCACGCAGGCCACUCCUCGCUUAGACAUAGCAUUGCUGGGGAUAUUCACACUUCGAAAACUCAAAACACAAAUGUUGACCGUGAGAGUUCGAAACCACCACUUCCCAGAGUUCAUUCUGCCAAGAAAUUAACAAAACCUGAGGCUCCAGUCAAGAAGGCUACAGAUAGAGUGAUUAAGUCAGCAAAGGCUUCCCCUCGAAUGACUCCUAAAGCCACCCCACUGCAGUCCCCUGGAUCAGAGGCACCUCCGUCUUUGUCUGAGGAUCAAAUUGAAUCAAGAGAAGAGAAGAAUGAAACUGUUGUGAAAAGUGAAGUUCAUGAAGCAGAGCCUCCUGAGGAGGUAUCAGAUGUUGUCAAGCAGCCAGAUGUAAAGGUGGAGCCAUCUCUGGAAGAAACUGCUUCAGUGACAGUGGAAUCGAAACCAGUAGCAGAGGAGACGGAAGUCCACGAGGAAGCAAUUGAGCAGGCAGUUCAGCCUGUUGAGACAAAAGUGGUUCAGGAGGAGGUUGUAGAGAAGCCUGAAGCAGCAGAACAUCCCGAGCAUAUUGAACCUGAAGUUGAUAUGACAGCAUCAAUGAUGGCAAAAAUUCGGAUCACUACAGAAGUAGAAGCAAAGGCUGCGCUGGCAGAACGUAGACGCUUAGCUCGAGAACAGGCAGAGAGGGAAGCGGAACUGGAGAGACAGAGAUUGUCAAGACUGAAAACUGUCAGAGACUACAUAUUAUUUUAUGGCAUCCCUGGAAUUGACACCUCAUUUCAUGAAAAGCAGGAAAGAGGAGGAACAGAGGUUAGAAAAAUGCGCCAGGAAGAAGAAGAUCAACGCAGAUUUGAGGAGGAGCAGCUGAGAUUAGUGGAGGAAGCUCGCCGAGCAGAGGAGGAACGAUUGCUUCAGGCCAUUCAUGAAAAUGAAAGACGGGAAGAAGAUGAAAGAAAAAGAAGAGAAGAGGAGGCCAAGGCUAAAGCUGAAAAGGAAGAAGCAGAGAAGAAGGCAAGAGAAGAAGCAGAGAGGUUGCGCCGCGAAAUGGACGAACGACUGAAAAAGGAGGAGGAGGAACGCAUCGCUCGACGCAAGCGAGUUGAAGCCAUCAUGCUACGCACACGAGGAAAGGGAUCUGGUUCAUCCAACACACCCACUAAGGGCGAAGGAGAUAUUGAAGAAGGGAAAGAUGAAAGUCCGCUGGAAGAAACAAAGCCACAUCCAGGAGAGGCUGCUGCAUCUGUGGAACUACCCAGCUCUGAGUUAGAUUUACCUGACAACAUCACCGCCACAGGCAAUGGCCAGCAGAGUCUCCUAGUGGACAGUUUCAGUACCAACAUUAUGGAUCAUAUCCAAGAGAAUGGUGGCAGUGAGAAGAUGGUGUCUUCUAGUUUGAAUAGUGAUUUAUUAUUAAUAGACGCUGUGAAACCAAUGGAAACUAGUGAGGACUUAAUAACUAAUGCAAGCGGUACGCUACCCCCGCCUCCCCAGAGCAACGGUCAUCGGAAUGGAGUGGAAUACGGUGCUGUAGACUUUGUCAGUGUAGAUAAUGUGAAACAGAACAAUGCGACGAACAACUUACUAGACUUUUCAGAGUUUGACGCGUUCGGCACAAACAACGUGACGCUGAAUACCGCUCCACAGCUGACGGCACCUACAGACUUUGAGCAGAUUUUGGACCUGAGCACAGUUCCAGCUACAGGAAAGCUUUCAAAUGAAGAUAAUGUCAACUCAAAUGUAAUGAAUAAUGGGCCUGCCCCGCCGUUCAUCGCGUUUCAGGAAAACCUGGCCAAGAAAACAGAUAGCAAUUCAGUUACUGAUCUACUGUCAUAACAUGCUCUUGUAUUAAUAUGUAGAGAAGAUUGUUAAUAAAGAAGCAUUGAGGGCUGAAUGAAGUGCACAUAUAUUGUACAUAAUAUACCACAUGGAAAGACUGAACUGAAAGCUGGAUCAACAUCAUUUUGUCAUCAAUAAUUCUAAACGCUUCAUAAUUAACCCUUUGACUGAUCUCAGGGUCUCCCCCCCUCGCACCAGUGACCGAUUGCACGUACUCCACCGUCUUGAGACAUUUAUAUGGAACUCCAGCGUAGCUCAGUCAGUGACUGGCUAUGGACUGGACGACCGGAGUUUGAUCCCCGACGGGGGCAGAGGAUUUUUCCUCUAGCCUCUGCAUCCAGACCGGCUCUGGGGCCCACUCGGCCUCCUAUCCAAUGGGUACCGGGGUCAUUUCCCGGUGGUAAAGCGCGGCAGGGGCCGUGAUGCUGACCACUCACCCCCAUCUUGUGCCAAGGUCAAGAUGAGUAGGAGCUAUACUCCUCUCCCCCCAAGCGCCUACUUGGCGUAUAGUGGGACAGCUAUACUUUAUAAAUGUAAUAAAUUACUGUGCUUUUUAAACCUUAUGAAAGGCUCAAUAUAUUGGGGAGAGAGUGACACGUACUCGGCAGUCAGAGGGUUAAUAGUUCGACGUAUUAUUACAGUUCUAGAUUCUACCGCUUCGAGUAUAUUUUUGUCUCGUUAAUUUCAUGUACAUCUGUGAUUCCUCAAGAUAUUACGCAUCUGUGAUUAUAGAUGUUCGCUAAAUUUUUUUUGAGUUGGUCCUGUUAUCUAAUAUACUAGAACUAGAAUAUCUAAAUAUGUACUGGGUUCCCAAUGUGGAUGGAAGCUAAAUUUUCUUGCAGUUCUCUACCUUUCUAGUGUAGUUAACAAUAAUCAUCGAAAGAGCUGACAAGUUACCGAAGGCACAAAGAGUAAAAUUAUGAACAUCCGUGACUUCGUAGUUCUCAUAAUUGUGAAUUCAGGUUGAUCGAAGCUCCGUUAUAUUUUCCUAGCUUGUUUCAGACAUUACAUUAACUAAAAAUCUUCCAAAAUGUGAGCCUGUUCCCUAGUCAGUUGAUAAAGCAGUAAUUGAAGCGUAUAAUGUGAUCGGUGUGUUAUUUAUUAAAGAAAUCUGCUUUCUUGAGUGACUUAAAUCACUGCGUGGAGUGCUCAAAGUAAAAUCGUAACAGGUCUUUCACCCUAGAUUCUUGGGGUUUUGGACCUUGUCCAUUGUCUGGUGUCACAAAACGCGACGUUUUGCGUCAAGACGGACGAGGUCUAAAAGCCGAUGUUCCAGAUUGUAUUACGCUAUCAUCAGAACCCUUCUGAAUCGGGGUUGUCGCGUUUACUAUAUAUAGUUAAUAGAGGAAUUGGUGUCCUUGUAAUUCUGCAUUAAUAAUUGUUUUAACACUCGUGCACCGCAGCUGGAAUACUUCGACGUUCACUCGUCUUUUUGUUUUUCAUUGGCCUACAUUCAUCUGUAAUAAACUUACGAUGGAUAAUUGAUGUUACAUUAGAAAUGUUGGCAUAAUAACGUUUGCAUUAUAGGUGCCUAUUUUAAAAAGCUUAAUAAUUUCUGAAAAUGCUGUUGGUAAGUCCGAAGGCGGACGUCUUUGGGUUGAACCGCAUAGUCUGGUAGAAGUUUACCGCGACGACCCGGAAGACGGUCUUCGUCGUGGUGUUGAAACAGCAUAAAUGCAAAAUUGUCAUCAGAUGAUUUAAAAUAUCUCGUAUUUAUUUGAUGUCUGUAUUUUAAACCAGGCCCUGUAUGUAAAGUUAUUGUGUGUGUUAACUACUUGAAUAUAAGUGAAACAAAAUAUUAUUGUCAGUUUUAUCAAUUGAAGAUUAAUUUUAAUUUAAUUUUGAAGAACAGUGUAGCAUUGUCUUGUCUGUUGUGCAGUUCGAAAUAAAGGAUCAUAAUUAUGACGGAUUGCUUCUUCUUAUGCUUGUAACAUGUACAAAAUGGAGACACAAAAGUACGUGUUCUGACUACAGUGAAGAUUUCCAGGUUGACCAACUGCGUAAGAAUAGAGGUGCAAUUCAUUGUAACUUCGUACUUACACAGGUGAUUGCGUUGUUACUGUGAAAGCUUCUAAGUCUUGCUAAGUCCACUGGCACUGCGUUUUUUAAUGUCACGCCAUAAAAUAUAAAUACGUUACUUAAAAAAGUAAAUUACGAAAUGAACUGUGGUCUCUUCAUCUGUUUUGGCAGACAACUGUCUUUUACUGUACAAGCUUGUAUUAAAGUGCUUUAACAUUA